This is a messenger RNA of Drosophila hydei, 1328 nucleotides long. RefSeq lists its product as uncharacterized. The record is from RefSeq and is a predicted model, not a curated record. NCBI's taxonomy places the organism in Eukaryota, Metazoa, Arthropoda, Insecta, Diptera, Drosophilidae. The transcript has 2 exons. The coding region runs from base 120 to 1262 and encodes 380 amino acids.
GAAAGCACGGUCACUCUGGUCAAAGUAACGGUGUUUUGUUUUCUGCGUAGGAAAAUAUUGUACAUUUUGUUUGCUUUUUCUAUUGGGUUUUUAACAAUUUUAUUUAAGUUUUUGUAAAAAUGGCGCAAACACGAGUUAUUGUUUAUCUUAACCAAACACAAAAUGAAAAAGAAUCAUCUGAUGUAGUGAAAAAAGAUUCUUUCCAAUAUGGCGGCGAAGUAAGCAUAUUGGAUGAUAAAACUUUGCGACUCUUGUGCAGCCAGAACUCGUGCAAGCCUCAAGUGUUUGUGGCACAGAAACUGCGCUUUGAUAUGCUCUCUUCCCAAAAAAUAGAGGAGCACAAGGAGCGUGAACUAAUCACAGUGCUUCAGACUCUAUUUGUGGAUCAAAAAGACUGUCUGCUUAUGCAUCUGACUGCUGAGCGUGGCUAUCAUUUGAUGUUUCUAGUCGAUGCGCUCAUCAUUCAAGUCAAUGUGAAACUUCAGCAGGAAUCCUUGCAAUUGGAAAAUUGCGCUAUACAUUACAAACAUCUGGUAGAAGGAGCCAGUCCCAAUGGCUUGGACACACAAUGUAAUUUCGGUAACAUAAGACAGCUGAUGAGUUGGCUACUGACUGAGUAUCGGAUGCGCACGGCUGUAGCCAUGGGUCAUGAGGCACUGGAAGUGCAAUAUGUGGUGGCAAGUGAAGAGCACGGUACUCGCUUCAAAGUUAAGUUUCACAUUCUGCUUGUAGCUAUGGAGGAGAUGUGCAUGGGCACUCUGUGUGGUUUGCGGUGCUAUUUAAGCCAUGACCCUCUCACGGCCGCCCUUUCAGUCACAGAAUUGACGACGUACAUACGUCAAGCGGCUGAAGCGAACACCAGUAAGCCUCUAUAUAUGCUUUUGAUGUGCCAUGUGCUGGUCACAGGCUGCCAGGUGAAUUGCAAAAAUGUUCAGCUGCUUUCCUUGGCGCACUUAGCCUACAAACAACAAGACUCUAACCAGGACAGAAUAGAGACUGUUAACAUGCCUACGGCGGGUAACUUGCCCAAAAGCGAUGCUCUGCUGCAACUAAAAGAUUUUGAGCACUGCCACCGGGAAAUUAACGAAUGUUUUCAAUCACUGCAUGACCAACUGUUGACGUAUGUGCAGCAGGAACAGCAAUUGAGACAUACACACCGCCAGAUUUUAAAAGACCGCACUCAAUUUUUUGCUACUUUGAGUGCUUCCGAGAUGAAAUUGAAGCAAUUGAGGAACCUAAUAGGCAACAGCAUCCAUAACUAAUUAUGAUGUUACGUAUGCUGUUUUUUUAAUAUUGUCCAACCUUGUGUAAAUUAUAAUGUCGUAGCA